CGGUGGGGGCUUGGCGGAGGGGAGGACCCCCUUGCCUCGUCGACUCAUUCUCUCUUGCUACUCCACCCACAGGGUAAAGCCAAACCUAAUCGACGCGGAGGCCGGAGGGUGCCCUAACUGCUGUCGAGUCUUUGAUGGACAGGGGCAAAUCAGCCAUAGAGGAGGAACACGUGCCUAGCGACUGGAUGAAUCCCAAUGAUAGAGUUGAAAUAUCUGUGAAGGUGGGAAGCAGCAAAUCGGUCAUGGACCAAGAGGUGAUCAGUCCGGAGACGGAAAAAUCUGUGAUAGAAGUUGAAGAAGCUGUGAAGGAAGCUGAGGAGGGUGCCAUACUGGUGGGGAUGGAUUCAAUUGGUGGCGAGUCUUUGACCCGGACGCAAGCCAAGGAGGUGGCGAGAAAGAGACCAGAUAAAGUGGAGGAGAUAUGGCAGAUGGAGUGGCUUGUGGAGGAGAUAUUGCAGGUCGAGCGGCACAUAGCUUUGCUCGGAAUCAAAGAGAAGCUUGCAAAGAAGGAGGCUGCCCUACUGGCAGGGAUUUAUUCAACAGAUGGAGAGUCUUUGAUGUUGAAGCGAGCCGAGGAGGAGUCGGGAAAUAAAUGUGAGAUGGAGCGGCAGGCAGAGAAGGAUAUGAUGAAUUACUUCUCAUGUUUGCCAACGGAACGUGGGGCCAGAGCAAUAGAGCAGUACUAUGGGAUGAAAUAUGAAGCGGCGGAGUGGAAAGCUUUCGUCGCCAAAGCGGAGAAACGGAAAGCUUUGCUUGCCAGCCAAGAGAAGUCGGCAAGGAGGGAGAAGGCCAAGGCCAAGGCCAAGGCCAAGGCCAAGGCCAACAGAGCCAGGAUAGCUGAAGCUUCUGUGACAGAAGCUAGGAGGCCUGAACAAUUUGUGACAGAAGCCACAACUGAGGCUAAGAAUUUUGAUUUAUACCGUCGGUGCUGGGAAUCUACAUGGAGCGAAACCCGCGGUUCCUUCGAACACAUGACGGCAUUGAGCUCCAUGCAAUUUACAUACUACACACCUGGAUGCCGCCGACGCAACCCUGCAGCGUCCACUCCUGCCACCUUGCAGAUAUUCUCCGUCAAGCUCGCGGAAAUAGCUGGUGGCCUCGGAUGGCCCUUGUCCGUGUAUGGUGUGGUUGCUGUCCGAGACGUCGUGGAUCACAACCGCAACUUUCUCUUCUCCUGUGAUAGGGACAAUUCUCAAGAACUAACACAAAAUGAUCCUUUUCUGCGCUUGAUUGGCCCGUCUCGUGCUGUUGUGUAUACAGACAUGGUCCACUUUGAAAUCCAAUUAAAAGUAAAAGGUACAACCAAGUCUCAAGAUGUGGCAUUGAUCACUGAAGGGUGCGAUUACCACGAACCAUUUGGUGAUGGUCCAUCUACGUUUUGCUUCAAGAAUUGUUUCUGCACUAUGGAGUUAUGCAUGCAGGUUGUUAGAAUUACGACCCAGGCCACUAUCUUGGGUGUCCAGGUUGUCGGAGGUGGGCAAUGGCCUUUUGAAUAUGGUGCCCGAGUUACUUGCUCUGCACUACCUGGGAAAUGGGUGGUCACUGAUAAUCGACUCACUUGUGUUACUUAUCCCGCAUCUGGGGAAAUUGUGAUGGUUGAUUCAAAAGAUGGAGCAAUGCUGGGAGGUUCUGAUGGUUACCUACAUCUUCCAAGAAAUGUUAUUUCUGUAGAAACCCAAGGAAGGUUGGAUGUGAAGAUACAAGCCUACUCCAAAUCUGGUGAAAUUGCUGCACACGAGAAUAUCAGGUUCCAGCCCAAGUUAAGCAAGAUAAGCCUGGGAAAAUGUUUCAUUCGUGGCAUUGCGGUGGUGAUUACCGUUGCAUGGUCCCGUGUUGCUAUGGACAAACGUAGACUUAUGGCUCUAGGGAGAUUGGCUUGCGACUGCUGAUAUCCCAAGAUGCCACCUUCUCUCCCUUGCUGGUGGCUUGAUUAACUCAAGUAUAAAAUUGAAAUUAAUUAUGGGAUGGUUAAAUUCAAUUUGAGUUUGCUAAUACUAGUAUCUCUAUAUCAGUUAGCUAUGUAAUAAUUUGGCCAACUGUUGUGUACUGACUACAACUUCCAGCUAUUUAUUUAUCUACUUCCUCCGUUCAU
Messenger RNA from Lolium perenne, 2092 nucleotides. RefSeq lists its product as uncharacterized. NCBI's taxonomy places the organism in Eukaryota, Viridiplantae, Streptophyta, Magnoliopsida, Poales, Poaceae. The record is from RefSeq and is a predicted model, not a curated record.